This is a messenger RNA of Clupea harengus (Atlantic herring), 1125 nucleotides long. RefSeq lists its product as uncharacterized. The transcript has 4 exons. Bases 58 to 789 code for a protein of 243 amino acids. NCBI's taxonomy places the organism in Eukaryota, Metazoa, Chordata, Actinopteri, Clupeiformes, Clupeidae. The record is from RefSeq and is a predicted model, not a curated record. Gene Ontology annotation, molecular function: RNA polymerase II cis-regulatory region sequence-specific DNA binding; DNA-binding transcription repressor activity, RNA polymerase II-specific. Gene Ontology annotation, biological process: regulation of immune system process; regulation of cytokine production; negative regulation of transcription by RNA polymerase II. Gene Ontology annotation, cellular component: nucleoplasm.
AAGACUGAGACGCACACAUCACCAACCUUGACCUGCAAAGAAGAAAAUGUUUCUUUGAUGGAAAUUAAAGAGGAACCAGAUUUAAGAGAAUGUGGCGAUGACGAUUCUUCUACAAAAAUCAAAGAUGAAGAAGAAUUUGAUUCAAGAGAAUAUGGUGACUCUGACUAUUCACCUACAAGACUGAAGUCAGAAAUGUCUGGAUUUACUGAACCUUCACACCUGCCUACUUCUGUGAAGGAGAUAAAAGAAGACAAAAAUGAUGAUUUCCUACAAGAGGAUCUGUCUACAUUUAAGACAGUAGAAGAAAAGCUUGGACUGGAAUAUGAAUGCAAGACUGAAAUGUACACGUCACCCACCAUGACUGUGAAGGAAGAAAACUAUUCACCAAUGGAAAUCAAAGAUGAAGAAGAAUUGGAUUCAAGAGAAUAUGAUGACUUUGACUCUACACCUACAAGACUAAAGUCAGAACUGUCGUCUGGAUUUACUGAACCUUCACACCUGCCUACUUCUGUGAAGGAGAUAAAAGAAGACAAAAAUGAUGAUUUCCUACAAGAGGAUCUGUCUACAUUUAAGACAGUAGAAGAAAAGCUUGGACUCAAAUAUGAAUGCAAGACUGAAAUGUUCACAUCACCCACCAUGACCGUGAAGGAAGAAAACUAUUCACCAAUGGAAAUCAAAGAUGAAGAAGAAUUGGAUUCAAGAGAAUAUGGUGACUUUGACUCUACACCUACAAGUAAGUUGUUUGUUUUUUGUAAUGUCUUAUGUAUAUUUACAAUACUUGAAUUUUAGAGAAUGGCUAGCUUGUGCUUUUAAAUAUGAGAUCUAUUCAGAGGACAGAGGUACUGUGGGGAUAUCUUACUGAUAAGAUACUAUCUGCAGUCUGUUACAUUCAAUAGAGAGAAAGUGUCUGCCAUCAUUUUUCUCCGGCUCUGUAAUUCAUGUGUGUUUAUUUCUGUUUACAUGUACAUGUGGUCUCUAGGUAGACACCUUUAUCCUAAGCCACUUACAAGUGACAUUACAUUCUAGCAAAUAACCAAUAUAUAAUAAACAUAUAAAAUAUAUGUAUCAGUAUUGUAGAAUUUACAUACCAGAUAGAGGAGAAGAGAGAUAUUGUUGAAUUUAGUU